GCUUCCGGUCCGUAGGCGUUCUUCUUCUCUUCGUUUCGUAUAGUUAAGCGUGUGCUUGUCGAUAAUCAUUGUUCAAAGGACUAAAAUAUAAAUUUAGAGAGAAGGAUUGAAGACGUUUGCAUACAGAGAUAAUGGCAGCGACGAUGAGAUGUCUUAUGAGGUUCAAUGUGGGACUGGCAAAUCAUACUUUUCUGAAACAUAGCUUCCUCAAUUCUUGCAGAUUCUUAUAUUCGGAGAAGAGCCUGGGUCUGCAAGGCUAUGAAAAUGCACGAUUGAACUUUCGCAAUCAGUUUUUAAAUGUGGAAAAUACAUUUCGCAACAAAAUGGAAGAAGUAUGCAAUACAGACUCGAGUAUGAUCUUCACAGAAGAUCUAAAGUCUAUGUUGCAUUUAGCUCAGAAAACCUCCGAAGACAUUGAGUUACUUAUUAAAAUGUUGACAAAAUUUAACAAUCAAACCAAGGAGAUGAGAUUUGGUACUUUUAUCUUUGGUCCUGUAGUGAUGCGUACCCUGUAUUACUUAGACGAACCAGAUCUUGCGUUCACUGCUUUCAAGGAUCCUAAGUUUGAGAAUUUCUUUGAGCAAUUAGUCAGUUACCAAAUUCUUUUAACUCUGUUAUAUAAGCAUAAAAAGUACACAGAAAUGAGAGAGAUAUAUGAUAUGAUUAAGAACAAAGACCUACCAGAUGGAUAUCCUAAGAAUUCUUUGAUUUUGGUUAUGGCUGCAUGUUAUAAGGAGAAUACACCGGAGGCAUUACAAUAUGGUUUGAACAUCUGGAAAGAUUUAGAUGACAAAGGAUACAGGAUCAUGCGUAGAGCUACUACAUUUUUAUCAGCUUUAGCCAUUAAUCAGAAUUCGCCUCAUAUAGCUAUAGAAAUCUUAAGUACUAUAAAAGAGGUCCGAUAUAUUCACAUAAGAAAUCUGAAAGUUUUAGCCUACACAAAUUUGAAGAGAUUUACUGAGAUAGUGCCUAUAUUUAGGGCAUCAUUAGAACGUGAUAGAUCCUAUGCACCAAAAGAAAAUUAUUGUAAAGAUGUGAUUGAAAAAUUGGAAGCGACUAUGGCACAGGAGAAUAUUCCUGAUGACUUUGAACUUUACAAGUUGAUUAGUUUAUUGAAAACGGAAGAGUUCAUUUUAUCUAGUACUUUGGACGAUCAAAUCUGCACGGAAAUAGAAAUUGAUAGAUCGAGAUUUGACAAAAGGAGACUUGACACUCGACAAUCAAGUUUCUCACAGCGAUCACAACCGUUUGUGCGUAAUAAUAGUAGACCAGUGUUGCGGGAUCUUUUGUAAGUAUGUUUAUGGAGACAUUUCCAUACAGGUGUAGAAUAUGUCUCAUAUAACCCGCUAAUUUAUGAGACAGAUUUCAAAUUAAACCAAUGAUAAUAAAUAAAUAUGAUUUGUUUCAAUUAAUAAUG
Molecule: messenger RNA, 1417 nt
Organism: Trachymyrmex septentrionalis
Lineage: Eukaryota; Metazoa; Arthropoda; Insecta; Hymenoptera; Formicidae
Product: pentatricopeptide repeat-containing protein 2, mitochondrial-like
Exons: 5
Coding region: 132-1292 (386 amino acids)
Biological process (GO): regulation of mRNA processing; mitochondrion organization; multicellular organism development
Cellular component (GO): mitochondrion
Molecular function (GO): RNA binding
Source: RefSeq, a predicted model, not a curated record